AUGGAACGAUUUAAGUUUUUAGAGAAGGUGUUCAAAAAGAAAACCAAUAUUGAGAAUCUCCGUGGGAAGGCUACGAUAGAUGAUGAGAAGGCAUUUUACAUGAACUGGUUGUUGGAGGCGUCUUUAAAGGUCAAUAGUGAAUUGAAUAUUUUAUCUACAAAACCGGAAAGGAUGGAGGUAUUGGAAAAGCUGAAAGGCAGAACCAUUAAAGGCCAUGAUAAAUAUAUUCCAUAUGAAGUGGAAAUUGAAAAUCUCAAGUGGCAUAUCCAAAAAAUGGAGUUGCUUUUGACAAAAUUAGAGACAGAGAAUGUUGACAUUGAACUGUUGAAGGCACUUAAGACUGAAUUUGAACACUAUAUUGAGAAUUACAAAGAUAAUAAUGCCAUAUUUAACCCAAAAAUCUACGACCAUUUCAACCUAGACUUGGUACAAACCAAUUUACCACAAGUUACAGCCGCAUCAAAUCUGUCAUUGCCCACAAAAGAUACUGCAAAUGUCAAUGCUAUGGAGGAAAAGACUGAGGAUUUACCCCUUAGCAUGGAAACUUCGGCUUGGAGGGAGAAGGCCCAAGAAGUUGAUGAACAGCCGGAAGCUCCCGACGCCUCUUCGGUCGUGGUAGGGAAGGUGAUCGAUAAGCCUAGUUUGUGUAAAUUACUAACGGAGGCCUUUAGAACCAGGCCUACACGUGCGGAUGUUGCUGACAUCUCACCUAUAUACGGAAUGCCCUGGAAGGGGAGACUGCCAUUUUUCCCCUCUGAGCCCCUUGACAUAACUCCUAGUUACUUUGAAAGACUUAGUAUUGAAACCCUUUUUUUUGCAUUCUACUAUCAACCAGGCACUUACGCACAAUAUUUGGCAGCUCUAGAAUUGAAACGUCAACACUGGAGAUUCCACACGCAAUAUUUGACAUGGUUUCAGCGCAAUGAGGAGCCAAUAAAGGUCACAGAAAGUUACGAAAAGGGUUCAUUUGUUUACUUUGAUGUUGAAGAAUGGAGGAAGAGGAUUAAACCGGAAUUUACAUUCUUUUACUGUUAUCUAGAGAAUGAAUUGUAG
This is a messenger RNA of Babesia microti strain RI, 1053 nucleotides long. Its product is annotated as NOT2 / NOT3 / NOT5 family. Bases 1 to 1053 code for a protein of 350 amino acids. Gene Ontology annotation, biological process: regulation of DNA-templated transcription; nuclear-transcribed mRNA poly(A) tail shortening. The transcript is spliced from 6 exons. The record is from RefSeq and is a predicted model, not a curated record. NCBI's taxonomy places the organism in Eukaryota, Apicomplexa, Aconoidasida, Piroplasmida, Babesiidae. Gene Ontology annotation, cellular component: P-body; CCR4-NOT core complex; nucleus.